AUGUGGCAGGUCUCAUUCUCAAUGGAUCUGGUCUCCUUGAUGCCCAUGGAGGAAUUUGGUGGUCUUCUGUCUCCUCGCCCCCACGACGACCAUCGUCCAGGUAGUCACAUUGCAAUGAGUGGUUGCACCAACGCAACCCUAUCGAAUCUUCAUAUCAUCGCACCCGAAAAAAGUCCAAAUACUGAUGGCAUUGAUAUCGCUAAUUCACACAAUAUCCAUAUUGACGAAUCAUCAAUCCAAACCGGUGAUGAUUGUGUUGCGAUUAAUGGUGGUUCGUCCGAUAUCAACAUAACUCGUGUCGGAUGUGGUCCGGGUCAUGGCAUCAGUGUAGGUAGUUUGGGGAAAGGAGGGGAAUUGGACACGGUACAAGACGUAAACGUAAGACACUGCACCUUCAAUGGAACCUUAACUGGCGCAAGAAUCAAGACUUGGUCUGCCACGGCUGUGAAAGUGAGCGAUGUAACAUUCAGAGAUUUCAGAGGGACGAGUGCAGAUACUACUGCAAUAAAAGUAGAUUGUGACAGUGGAAUAGGAUGUGACAACAUCAUUAUGGAACACAUCAAUAUUACUUCUUCAUCUCCGACAACACCUCUCACCGCAAUUUGCCGAUUCGCACAUGUAAUUAGCCGCUUCGUCUCCAUUGAUAUCAGGUGUGUUUCUCGUGAUGAAGAUUCUCCGUCUCCAUCACCGUAG
Microthlaspi erraticum is the source of this 693-nucleotide messenger RNA. The record is from the annotation of a GenBank genome assembly. NCBI's taxonomy places the organism in Eukaryota, Viridiplantae, Streptophyta, Magnoliopsida, Brassicales, Brassicaceae.